GGCAGUGCAGCCGUGUCUUCCCUCCCCAGCUCGGCACACUGCGGAUCAUUCACGGCAACGGCACGGCUCUGGGGACGGUGAUAACGUUCCAGUGCUCUGCCGAGCACCAGCUGGAGGGACCAGCUGUCAUCACCUGCAUCUGGAAAGAGAACAGUACCCAGUGGACAGCUGGAGUACCCUCCUGCAAGCCUAUAUCAAAAUAUGAGACUUUUGGGUUUAAGAUCGCAGUGAUUGCCUCCAUCGUGAGCUGUGCCAUCAUUCUGCUGAUGUCCAUGGCUUUUUUAACUUGUUGUCUUAUCAAGUGUGUGAAGAAAAGUGAAAGGAGAAGGACUCAAAGAGAUAUGCAGCUGUGGUAUCAGCUCAGAGCUGAAGAACUAGAGCACAUGCAAGCUGCUUACUUGGGUUUUAAGGGAAGAAACAAUAACAACAACAAUAAGAAACUCAGGAAUAAAUCUGUAUUUGAUAAUGUGAAUAAUAUGGCAUAUGACAACCAAGGCUUCUGCAGGUUCCAGGAGGAGUGGACUCGAGAUAUGGUAGCUCCUGGAUGUUGCAAAGACAAUCAUCAUCUGCCUAAGUUACCGAAGAGCAGCAGUGGAUGUGUAAAACAAGCUGUACCAGGACACAGCACUGUGGUAGAGACAGUGAAUUCAAUACAUGUCAUCGAAGUCUAUGGACAUAAGGACAGUUAUAACAAACUGAGCUGUCAGAUACCUGAAUAG
Molecule: messenger RNA, 719 nt
Organism: Merops nubicus (carmine bee-eater)
Lineage: Eukaryota; Metazoa; Chordata; Aves; Coraciiformes; Meropidae
Gene: SUSD3
Product: sushi domain containing 3
Exons: 4
Cellular component (GO): plasma membrane
Source: RefSeq, a predicted model, not a curated record